AUGCGGUCACGUGCCGAUUCCUGCCACGUUAAUACCAUCCUUGCAACCAAAGGCCGCAAGGGUGGUAUUACAAAAGGCUCAUCCGGCGCGGCAGCUACGUGGUCGCCCCUAUAUGAAGACACGUGGUCGCCCCUAUAUGAAGACACGUGGUCGUCCCUAUAUGAAGACACGUGGUCGCCCCUAUAUAAAGACACGUGGUCGUCCCUAUAUGAAGACACGUGGUCGUCCCUAUAUGAAGACACGUGGUCGUCCCUAUAUGAAGACACGUGGUCGCCCCUAUAUAAAGACACGUGGUCGUCCCUAUAUGAAGACACGUCGUCCCUAUAUGAAGACACGUGGUCGUCCCUAUAUGAAGACACGUGGUCGUCCCUAUAUGAAGACACGUUGUCGUCCCUAUAUGAAGACACGUGGUCGCCCCUAUAUAAAGACACGUGGUCGUCCCUAUAUGAAGAUACGUGGUCGCCCCUAUAUGAAGACACGUGGUCGCCCCUAUAUGAAGACACGUGGUCGUCCCUAUAUGAAGACACGUGGUCGCCCCUAUAUGAAGACACGUGGUCGCCCCUAUAUGAAGACACGUGGUCGCCCCUAUAUGAAGACACGUGGUCGUCCCAAUAUGAAGACACGUGGUCGCCCCUAUAUGAAGCCACGUGGUCGCCCCUAUAUGAAGACACGUGGUCGUCCCUAUAUGAAGACACGUGGUCGUCCCUAUAUGAAGACACGUGGUCGUCCCUAUAUGAAGACACGUGGUCGCCCCUAUAUGAAGACACGUGGUCGCCCCUAUAUGAAGACACGUGGUCGUCCCUAUAUGAAGACACGUGGUCGUCCCUAUAUGAAGACACGUGGUCGUCCCUAUAUGAAGACACGUGGUCGUCCCUAUAUGAAGACACGUGGUCGCCCCUAUAUGAAGACACGUGGUCGUCCCUAUAUGAAGACACGUGGUCGACCCUAUAUGAAAACACGUGGUCGCCCCUAUAUGAAGACACGUGGUCGUCCCUAUAUGAAGACACGUGGUCGUCCCUAUAUGAAGACACGUGGUCGUCCCUAUAUGAAGACACGUUGUCGUCCCUAUAUGAAGACACGUGGUCGUCCCUAUAUGAAGACACGUGGUCGUCCCUAUAUGAAGACACGUGGUCGUCCCUAUAUAAAGACACGUGGUCGUCCCUAUAUGAAGACACGUGGUCGUCCCUAUAUGAAGACACGUGGUCGCCCCUAUAUAAAGACACGUGGUCGUCCCUAUAUGAAGACACGUGGUCGCCCCUAUAUGAAGACACGUGGUCGUCCCUAUAUGAAGACACGUGGUCGUCCCUAUAUGAAGACACGUGGUCGUCCCUAUAUAAAGACACGUGGUCGUCCCUAUAUGAAGACACGUGGUCGCCCCUAUAUGAAGAUAC
Procambarus clarkii (red swamp crayfish) is the source of this 1391-nucleotide messenger RNA. The record is from RefSeq and is a predicted model, not a curated record. Lineage: Eukaryota; Metazoa; Arthropoda; Malacostraca; Decapoda; Cambaridae.